AUGCAGAGUGGAGCUGAUAAAAAACUGAGGCGAGCAACCCAAGACAUAUCGCCACAUGCCCAACGCGCUGCUCGACGCGUAGCAUCCGCUCAACAGGAGGAUCCACCGGCUCCAACGCUCAUCAAGGGUCGCAGCAGGAAAGGCACCAGGGUGGCUACUGAGGACCUGGCUGGAGUGGCUGCGGCUGGGGCGGCGGAGGCUGUGUCGGUGGGAACGGCGGCUACUAAUGCUGUGGCGGAUGCGGGGCUGUCUGUCGGGACUCCCGCUGCCUCUGGCGGCACCUCAGUUACACCCUCUGCCAUUACCCCGGUUGCUCUGUUGCUGGAUACGGAGCGGGGACUGGCGGCGGAGCGGGGACAGGCAGUGGAGGCGGCAGUGGCUGCGCCACCGGUACCGGCAACUGCGGCUGUGAUUGCAUUGGUUGAGGGACGGGGGGGAGGCCGUACCGAGGAGGACGCGGCGGCUGGCGCUGUAUCCGCCGGAACAUCUGCUGCUGCCGGGGGCGUCGACACGCAGGAGCACGGCCAGGCGGUGGGUGGUAAAUCGGGUCCUCGGACCGGCGCUGCUUCUUGCGCCGCCUGCGGGAAGCUGAAGGAGACGCUUCGCGCCCAGCCAGCGAAGAGGAGGCCCGGAGCAGGGCUGGGACCUGGCUCCCCGAGACCCCUCCUGGGCUGGCUUCGGCAAGGGCAGUUGCCACGAGAGCCAGGGUGUCAGUUGACAUCGUUGGGAGCUGCAACAGCACCUGCCACCACGGAACAGCCGUCGAUAACAUGA
Molecule: messenger RNA, 774 nt
Organism: Closterium sp. Naga37s-1
Lineage: Eukaryota; Viridiplantae; Streptophyta; Zygnematophyceae; Desmidiales; Closteriaceae
Source: the annotation of a GenBank genome assembly